GACGGUAAGAAAGCAUGACCAAAACCUGCAGAGUCACAUGAACAUGUGACCCGUACCAGGUUAUUUAAACUGCCGAACACCCCAAAAUCAAAAGCUUUACAAAAUGCUACAUUUAAGAUGGACUUCUGUCACUUUGUCGUUGCUGUUUUUAUGCCAUGCCGGAUGUUCCUGGAAUGUGUCCUUAAAAUGCAUGCAGGACACAACAGCGUUUCUUACGGAGUUAGAGAAGGAGACGCCUAGCAAAUAUGCAGUACAGAUGUAUGAUGCAUUUGGAAAGAUUGGAAGUGAUGUGGAGGGAGGCAAUGUGAAUCGACCGGGUUCUUUGAGAGAGUGUUUGUCUGUGAGGGGUCCGGACUUCGGGGGUCAGUACUGUCAGGUGUUCCUCAAACAGGACACGGUGGAAUAUUUUGUGGGUAUCUGUGUACCGGAUUCAUGUGAGGAUUCUGAGGUUCAGACACUUGUGGUUUAUGAGGCGUUUGAGCAGGGACGAAUCUCUUUACUUCCUCCUGUGCCUUCGGUCUUACUGCCUGAUUCUACAUUGGGAAUCUUUAUGACUCAGUGUAUUACAGAUUCCCCCAAUUCAGAUCCAUCUGCUGUGGUCUGUCUGUUUGUGUGUGCUUUUGUCUUGGCUCUUCCUCUUUUAUCUUCCAUUUGUGUGGCAUUACUUAAAAGGAAGAGACAGAGAGAGGUGAAGCCAGAGGCGGGACUUCCCCUUACCUCAAAACCCAGCCAAUACGGAGCUGUCUUGACUAACGGCUCAGCCAAUCAGAACAAAGAACGCAGUGAAACCACUCAAGCUAGAGAUCAGAAUGCAGAAAAUGAGCAACAGGGCAUCACUAAGACUGUGUUGUCGUGCCUGCAGGCUUUUUCUGUGCAGAAGAGCAGUGAGGGGGUGCUGGCAACAAAAGGUUCUGGAAACAGUUAUUCCUCUCUAAACGGCAUCCGUAUCCUCAGUCUGCUCUGGAUCAUCUCAGGCCACACCGUGCAGCUCAGUGCUUGGAGCAACUUGGGUGAGAACAUGAGGCUACAAACAGAAAAGGUUUUAUCCUUCUCAAUAAUUCACCUGUUUUGUUUCUGUGUAGAAAAUGAUAAGCGAUGGAAGGAGAUGGUGGAGAAAAACCCCUUUUAUGUGUUGGCCUUCAGUGGGCCGGUGUAUCUAGCUGUUGAUUCUUUUCUGCUGUUGGGUGGUCUCCUCAGUGCUAAAUCCCUGCUGAACUCCAUUCAGAGAUCAGAAAACACUUUUAGCACAAGUAUGGUGGUCUAUUUCCUCUUCAAGAGAUACAAAAGGAUUCAGCCUCUCCAUCUCUUCAUCGUGUGCCUGACCAUUGGAUUAUUCUCUGUCGUCCAGAGAGGAGUCUACUGGUUCAUAGCUGAGGAUGAGAUCAUCAGCUGUAAGAAAUAUUGGUGGUCGAACCUGCUCCUGAUCAACAACCUCUUCACUAUAUCAGAUAUUUGUGCACCCUGGACGUGGUAUCUCUCCAUAGACUUCCAAUUCUACGCAACAACACCUCUUCUGAUAUUUCUCUAUAGACUGAAUAAAACUGCACUUAUCGUAGUGUCUGUAGUUCUCCUGAUGAUCUCGUGUACGGCCGGGGCUCUUAUAACCAGUUUCCUGCAUCUCCCUGUCCACCAGCCCACCACACUGGCAUAUGAAAGCUACUUUCAGUAUUAUUACAAUAAACCCUACACAAGAUAUGGGCCGUACUUAUUAGGCAUUCUUGCUGGAAUUUACUUGACAUCCAAGAAUGAGACACUUAUUAAAAAACAGUGGCAGGCAGUCAUCGGUUGGUUCUCCUCCCUGUCAAUCAUGGCUCUGUUAGUUGGAUUGGCCUACGUGUUGAGAGAAGUCCCGCCCCACCCAUCACUUCCUCAUGCUGUUUAUCAAGGGUCACACCGUACGGUGUGGGCUCUGGCUCUCAUCUGGGUCAUCCUGGCCUGUGAGGAAGGUUACGGAGGGUUUGUGGAUAAAAUCCUGUCUCUUCGACUGUGGGUUCCUCUGUCUAACAUCAGUUUUGCCUGUUAUCUGAUACACCCCAUCAUUAUUAUACUGUACAAUGGCAAACAGGAGACAGGGGUGCACUACACAGACCUCAACUUUUUUUACCUGUUUCUGGGUCACCUGCUCUUGACUCUCCCUUUAGGGUUUGUGUUAACUGUGCUAAUUGAAAAGCCGUAUCUCUUCCUGAUGAAAUCAAAAUGAUAAGACCUGUUUAAAACAUGCUGAAAUGUCUGAUAAAGGCCUGAAGGUAGAGUUACAUGUAUUUAUUUGUUAUUUUGUGCGGUAUGAAUCAUGUAGAUCACUGUUUAUGAAUUGUUUUAGACCUUUGCUUUUGUUAUUUAAAUACAUGCUGUAAGCUAUAAAGAUGUACAGAAUAAA
This is a messenger RNA of Misgurnus anguillicaudatus (oriental weatherfish), 2377 nucleotides long. It is a transcript of the gene oacyl, whose product is annotated as O-acyltransferase like. Lineage: Eukaryota; Metazoa; Chordata; Actinopteri; Cypriniformes; Cobitidae. Gene Ontology annotation, molecular function: acyltransferase activity, transferring groups other than amino-acyl groups. The record is from RefSeq and is a predicted model, not a curated record.